CAGCAGGGGCAAAGUUUUAUCCAAACAAAUGGAGAGUUUCAUCUGAAGACGAUCAACAUCUUUAUGAAUAUUUUAUCGACUUGCAGUAGAAACCUGGAGGGUAAACUAACCAACCCAACAUCCGGCGGAAAGAGCUUCGUAGCUGUUUGUUGGUGAGUGGGCGAUUUUGGAUCGACCAUGGGCCGUUUUUUGAAGUUUUUCACAGCGGUGGGUGAUGACCACGAAGCUGCCUCAAAAUUGGAUGAUGAUGAAGAACUGCACAAAGUUAGCGAAGACCUGGAGCCUGCGAAACAAGCGGCCGCACAGGCGACGUUCAGAGACUCUUUGAAACGACUCUUCAGCACGGAGAGGUUUCAGAUCACUAUUGUGUCCUUGGUGAUCUUGGAUGCCUUAUUUGUACUGUGUGAGCUGCUCUUAGACCUGUCCAUAAUCGAAGCCGACAAGGAGCACAUCGCGCCACAGGUGUUUCGUUACCUCAGCUUGGCACUGCUUACCUUCUUCGUGGUGGAGUUGGGCUUUAAGCUGUACGCGUAUCGGCUCGAGUUUUUCCACCACAAGUUUGAAGUGUUUGAUGCGAUUAUCGUGAUCGUGUCCUUCAUCCUGGAUAUCGUCGACCUCUCCAAAAAAAACGCCUUCGAUGCCACGGGUCUGCUCAUCCUGCUCAGGCUGUGGAGGGUGGCCAGGAUCAUUAACGGUAUUCUGUUGUCGGUGAAGAGUCAAGCUCAUCACAAAGUGCAGAGGAUGAAAGCUGCAAACGAUCAUCUCCUCCUUCAAGUCAGAGAGCUGCAAGAGCAGAAAACCGCACUGGAGCAAGAGGUCAACAGGAUGAGAGCACUCUUAACAAAGCACUCCAUCGAGUACUGAUGAUCAUAACUCGCCAUUACUGGCCGUACAAAAAAAAUACUCGCGAUAAGCACACAAUGAAGGGAAAUAUACUAAGCUAACAAUCGAGAGGUCAGAAUCAAACGUGAUAAAUUUUAGUUAUACCAGUAAUCUGGUCUGCUGCAGCUUUCUGAAGAACAAGGCCAUGAAGGAGUGUUCUGAAAAUAAAUCAUUUUAUUCUGUCCACAUUCACUGGAUAUGAGCAAUCGCGCACUUGGAUUGGCUACUCUACUACUAGGCUAUCAGCUCAUAUACCAGGAGUAGAGAAAAAUAAAAUAGCGGCGCGUCUUGCUGAACCAACCGAGGAUGAAACAGAAACUACUCGAAAACAAAACCGUAAAAAAAUGGAAUAAAAGUAUUUAAGUGUAAGAACUUUUUAAUUAUUUUUCAAGAAUUAUUAUUAUUAUAGCAUUUUUCACAAAUUGCUACUGUCAUUUCGCUGGAUUGUUUACAUUCUGAGCAGAAGUGAUUUUUUUGGACGUUUUGUAUAAAAGUUUUAAAUUUUAUUAAAUUUGCAAAAAAAAAAAGCUCAGUUUCUGAAAAUCCAGUCAAUGUGGCUAGAAUAAAACAAUUAUUCCACUCGAUCUCGUCAUACGUGGUUUACAGGUGAUCAGCUCAUGUACGACUCGAUUUUAUGGAAUAACUUAAAUAUCUUAACUGUUACUCAAGGUUUGCAAUAAGAUUACAGACGCAACUAAAACCCGUCACUUGGAAUUUCUGAUCUCUGACUAGAAUUCCUACAUGGAGAAGUCAGGACUGUCCCUUUUAAUCCCUGUAGCCCCUCAAGUUAUGCUGCAUAUACUAGGAUUUGCUUUCGAUCAAUCAACAUAUUAGCUUGUUAAAUCUAUUAUAAAACCGUUCGCUGUAUACAGCUGAGGAGGUAAAUGGACAUCAGUCAUCACAGUUAGCUAGCUGGAUUUUUGCUUACAUAAGACAACCGUGAAGGCAUCCAUGUUUGUUAACCCACUGUACAGCGAGUUUAUUUGAAAAAUUACGCAAUUCUGAGUUUCCACCUCUGAAUUUAGUCGAAUGCAGAAUCUGCAUCAGUUCUGGCCACCAUUUUUAUUUAUUUUUUUUCUUUCAAGACUUCAUAAUUCACUUUCAUCAAGUGAACAGAUUUAUGAGACUGCCUUCCCAAGCUGUACUCGUACUGCCUUCUGAACAAGACACAGACUUUAUUUCAGGAAUCAGGAGUCCAACAUCAUGCCUAUCUACGAAGCCUUCUCCCACAGGUAGUCAAUAGUCUGCAUUAUGUAACGUUGGGAAUAUUUGAGAAGGGAAAUCAACUGUGAGCUUGUUCUUUAUAUUUUCUUUAAAAAAAAAAAAAAAGUUUAUAACCCAACUUGAAUUCAAUUAUUUUCUUAUUCAAAGUCUAUGCAAAAUUACAGUAUGUAUACUAAUAUAUUUCUAAGACUGAAACUGUUAAGCUUCUGUUCAGCCUGCUGCGAGAUAAUGUACUCAACUGAAUAUUUUCUAAAAGAAUCAAACGUUUAUUUUAUAAUUGAAAAUAUUAUGUAUUAUAAAAUGUGAAUCUGAGUGCAGUACACAGUACUGUGCAAAAGUUUUAGGCCCCUUGGUUUCCCCCCCAUACGAACUUAGAAAUCUAUAACAAUUUUAUGACUUCAACAUUAUCGAGUCAGUACAAAAACAUUUUAGAGUCCAAACAUUUGUUUUCCAGCACAAAAUUAAAUGUUACAGGGGGGUAAAAAAAAAAAAAAAAAAAAAAUUGUAUCUGAGUAGCGUAUUCCAUAAGAGAGCACUUUUCAGAUAAUAAUAAUGAAAGCUACUGGGUUUUGGUGCAAAAUUAAGAAGCAAGUAUGACCGUCAAAGUGUCCAGAAGAACUGUGGCUGGUUCUGUAAGAUGCUCAGUAAAACCUACAGCUCGUUUCCUUAUAAAACUGCACUCGCUGUACUGGAAAUUAUUAUUAUUUAAAGCAAAGGGUCAUCGCACACCAAAUAUUGACUUUGUUUCAUUUAUUAUGACUUACUGCUUAUAUAUAUAAAAAAUUAUUAUUUUUUUUUAAAUGUUGAAACAUUUCAUUUAAUUAUUUUUAAGCCAUUUUUGGUUGACAGCAUUUCUUUACACGUGCGUAAGACUUUUGCAUAGAACUGUGUACCAUAUAUAGUUCGUACAGAAUAAUUACUAUUUACAGUAUUGCCAUUGUUGUGGAGAGGGGAAUGAGGGCACAAUAAAGAAUAAAUAUUAAAAAAAAAAAAGUCUAAAAUGCCUCAUUUAUAUAUAAAUGGUUUUAGAUAGAUGUCAAAGAUCUCUAUAAAUACAUACAUUUUAUACUGUCUGUCCUGAUCAAUAAUACACUACCACAGCUGCCAUUAAUGCCAGAGAAAAUAACAAUGUGGGUUGAUAAUUUUUUAAAUAAUAUAAAUACAAAUUUCCUUUUUUACGCCUCCUUUGCUCAAGCAAAAGUAGUCCUCCACAAUUUAAAUGUUGUGCUAUUUUUUCAAACUGGAAAACUUCAAAAACAUUGACAAUGACAGUCAAUUAAGUGUUGCUUGCUCCAAUCCAACAAAUGCUUGUACAGUGAGUGUACAGUAAUAUAAACAUAAAAUCAGAAUUUUACAAAUUGCAAAUCCAUAGUCCAUGUUCCCUUUGUACAAUUUUCACGUUAUCACAAAAUAGUACUUCUUUUGCCAUUUUUGCAGCAUUCAUUUUAGAAUUAAAACACACCAAAUUACUCACUCACAACCCUUACAGUACUUUCACUGACGUCACAGAUUUUUGUUUAUUGCGUCCACCAUAUCGCCGGGCAAACAAAGAAACGGCCGCGACAGUUAAUAAUGACAAUCGCGACGACUGCAGUCAGUACAAUCUCUCCGAAAUUAUUAAAUUUAUAUUUUAUACCAGCAGGUCGUGUUGCAUCCAAAAGCUGAAACAUGCAGGCAUCACAGAUCCAUAUAAUUUACCCACAAAUGUUUUUAUUUAUUUAUUCUGCCCACUGCUCGCUCACGCUCACUGUGUAUGCAUGCAUGCGUUCACUGUGUCAGAUGGUUUAAAUGCAGAGCAGAAAUUUCACUGUGCUUGAGUUUACAUGCGACAAAAAAAGGCUGCUCCUUCCUACGGGAUUUGGGACACUACGACAUCCUGAACUAUUUAGUAUUUGGGGCUUCUAAAUACACCGGAGGUGCUAAAGGCUUACAAAAGUACAGAUGCUGACCAAGAUUUCGAGGCAGGUUUCGUGCUGGAAUGUUAUGGGAAAUUCCUGAUGAAGAAAAAUACCUUAUGACAAAGAUAAGCUCAAAUGUGGACUUCAAAUGUAGUAGUAAUAAACAAGCCAGGGCCUAGAUCUAGCAUACUUUAUGGUGUUUAGCUGAGUCUACAUUAUCAGGACAUAACAAACGUGCUGCUCCGUCAAGCCAAGUAUUAGGACUAAUAAAAUAUAUCGUGCUCAAAGCCCACAUCCAGAUCUACAUUUUAACGUUGCACAGAGCUUUCACACUAACCUGAUAUAAAAUGUUCUACACACACACAGGAAUGGUAGUCUCCUGUUUAACUGCAGCCUGCCCUUUUUCUCAUCUUUCUGGGUUCACCAGGAAGCGGUGAGGAGUUAAACCAGGCUCAUCUCCACGUCUGUUAUUACAUCCAAAAGCACUACAGGUCUCUGGUAUUGUUCUUUUAGAUGGAACUUCUACAAGUUUGUCUGAAGAUGUGUACUGAAUUGGGCUUACAAUCGCUCGUGUACACGUGCGCCGGUCAUUGUCUCUCAAAAAGCUUGCCCGGCAAUAUGGCCGCGUAAACAAAUCCACAGUUGUGAUGAUGUCACAUGGAAGUCCUCAAUAGUGUGAUGAUUUUGAAGGCGGGGCCAAGAGAGUCCAAAUUUUCAUGCUUUAGUUUAAUUAUGUUGUGUAAACCCCUAAAGUGAGAAAGUAAAACCUGAAUGUAUGAACAACAAUCCACAACCAUGAAAUUAGAAUUUAAAAAAAUCUGUUACAAUUUAGAGAUUUAUGAAAUCAAACAAAUUUGCAAUUCACGGAACUCAAAUUAUGGCACUAUAUUUAUUCCUGUGCGAUUACAUUAGACAGGAAAUUACCUCCAUGUGGAACACUUACUCAUUUCCUUGUUUAUACAAACGGGAAGAAAAAGUCAGAAGGUAGUUUGGCGUUGAUGGUGGGUGGAGCUCUGAAUCCUGGGCUGGCUGACAGUGACACGUCAAUGAAACUUACAGAAAUCAUGACGGAGACGACACCACCACUGGUCAAGGGAGAUGGCUGGUAAAAAUAAACAAUAUUCAUUAUUAAAAACAUGCUAAUGUAGUACAAAGUGUUAAAUUUCUUUGUGACACUAAAAAAAAAUAUGUCAUUCAACACCAUUACCCAAGGGUAAGAUCAUUAAUUACACUUUAAUUAGCGAGAACAACAGAGGUUAUUAUAGUAAACUUGUGACAAACAGUUUUCUGUUGCGUCACUCAGGAACCACAAAAAAGGGACAUUUUUUGAAGACAACAAUAUCCAGAUCAAGGACAGAGAUGAAAAGACAUUAUGUGGGCCAGUUGUGGAACCAUCAACCUGAAACAAGCCAUUCUUGAACAUGAUAAAUGCACCAUCAUCAACUUACAAUAGCAUCCUAUCAUCUUUACACACCAGUGCAAACACACAUGACCAGUGACAGUCAUGUGACCUUAAGAAGUUCAUCAAAAACGCAUGACAUCACACCACAGAUUUGAAUAAAAGUUAUUAUUCUAGCCACAUUCACUGGAUAUGAGCAAUCGUGUGCUCCGAUUGGCUACUCUACUACUAGGAUAUCAGCUCCUAUACUGUGAGUAGAGAAAAACAAAAUGGUGGCGCGUGUUGCUGAACCAACUGAGGACAGAAUAAAAACUAAGUAUUUAAAAGAAACAAAAGUAGCUAAAAGAAUAGUUCUCCACCCCCAAUAUUUCCUGUUCCACAUUCCAGCCCAGUCAGUGGCAGUAAUGCACCUUUAAGUUGGUUUGCCAACCACCAAAAAAACCCUAAAGACGACGACGACCCCCAAAAGCACAAAAAAAAAGCAACAAAAUGUGGUAUUUGAUGGUAAGAACAUUAUUUUUCACGAAUUAUCGCAUUUUUCACAAAUUGCUAUCAUUUCGCCAGUUUGUUUACAUUCUAAGCGGAAAUGAUUUUGUCGGACGUUUUGUAUAAAAGUUUUCAUUUAUCAAAUUUGCAAAAAAUAAAAAUUUUCUGUUUCCUAAAAUCCAGUGAAUGUGGAUAGAAUAAAACAGUUAUUCCAUUCAAUCUCGUCGUACAUGGCUUAUAGCCAACUGGGUGCUACGUGCUUCUUCGGCUAUCAGCUCAUGUACGACUCGAUUUUGUGGAAUAACUUAAUUAGUUUUCUGUGGAACUGAUGAAGAAUUGAUGAAGUCUUCAGGAUAACAGCAGUGGCUUUAAUUGACUCCUGUUAGACAUUGAGAACCAAAAAAAAAAAAACCUGCUUAUAAUUACCAAGGUGCUGGUGUUGGUCUGAAUUGUUUCCAUAACUUUCACUAUCUGGGCUUGGGGGUUCACCAAGGUACCAUACUUGGUCCAUCUUACUUCAAGAUGAUAGGACACUGGAAUGCUGCAUCCCUGCGUGCUCUGGAAAGAUGUUUUGAAUAAAUGUACUGUGUAUUAAAAAAAAAGGAAAUA
Molecule: messenger RNA, 6498 nt
Organism: Neoarius graeffei (lesser salmon catfish)
Lineage: Eukaryota; Metazoa; Chordata; Actinopteri; Siluriformes; Ariidae
Gene: hvcn1
Product: hydrogen voltage-gated channel 1
Exons: 6
Coding region: 178-864 (228 amino acids)
Biological process (GO): proton transmembrane transport
Cellular component (GO): plasma membrane
Molecular function (GO): voltage-gated proton channel activity
Source: RefSeq, a predicted model, not a curated record